AUGGCUUCCUCACUCGCAGCCGAGCAGGAUCUGCUCAACAAGGCAAUCAAGCAAGAAAAGAGCGCCUCAGGCGGCUUCUCCUUCUUUGGCGGCAAACAAGAGAAAUACGAAAAAGCCGUCGAAAUGUACCGCACAGCCGCAAACGCCUACCGCGUAAAACUCACCUCCAUCGACGACCCCGAAACCAUUUCGCUUGCAGUAUCCCAAGGCGGUUCUGCACUCGAGUCUGCCGCCAGGAUCUGUACUGAGAAUCUGGAAGAGCCCCUUGAUGCUGUUAAUAUCUACAACGAGGCGUUUAAGCUGUAUCACGAGGUGCAGCCAGAGAAGGCGGCAGUCAUGUUGGAGCAAGCUAUUCAGAAGCAAAAGCAGUUGGGAAGAUGGAGACCGGCGGCUACGAAUACUGAGAGUUUGGCUACGCAUUACCAGCAAGUGUUGGGCAACAACGCAAAGGCUAUUGAGGCAUACAAGGAUACCCUCAAGUGCUACAAGCAAGAUCCCGCUCCUGCUCUUGAGAACAAGAUUACUCUGGCCCUGUCGGACUUGCAAGCUUUGGAGGGCGACUACAGAAGUGCUAUCGAAGGCUACGAGACAGCAGCCGACAAGGCUCAGAACAACAACCUUCUUGCCUGGAACAUCAAGAACUACCUCUUCCAAGCUGGUAUCUGUCACUUGGCCACCGGUGACAUGGUAGCCACAUCGCGUGCCUUCGACGAAUGGCGCUCCAAGUACGCUCAGUUCACCUCAGCCCGCGAAUUCCAACUCCUUAACGACCUGAAGGAAGCCGUGGAAGGUGGAGACCAGGACCAAUUUGCAGACCGCCUGUACCAGUUCGACCAAAUGCAAAAGUUGAACAAGUGGCAGACUACAGUGCUGCUGAGGAUCAAGGAGAAGAUUGAGAGCCAGGAUGAGGACUUCUCUUAG
Messenger RNA from Aureobasidium melanogenum CBS 110374, 921 nucleotides. Its product is annotated as protein required for fusion of vesicles in vesicular transport, alpha-SNAP. The record is from RefSeq and is a predicted model, not a curated record. Lineage: Eukaryota; Fungi; Ascomycota; Dothideomycetes; Dothideales; Saccotheciaceae. Gene Ontology annotation, biological process: intracellular protein transport; SNARE complex disassembly. Bases 1 to 921 code for a protein of 306 amino acids. The transcript is spliced from 3 exons. Gene Ontology annotation, molecular function: syntaxin binding; soluble NSF attachment protein activity. Gene Ontology annotation, cellular component: vacuolar membrane; SNARE complex.